AUGUCCACCCCCACCGGCACCCCCUCCGCCCCCCUCCCCUUGAUCCUCAUCCUCUGCACCUCGUCCACAGCACCAGGCCACGUCCUCCCGCUCUGCGCCAUCGCACGCCACCUCGUCGCGCGGGGGUACGCCGUGACCUUCGUGGGGGGCGCGCACCACCGGGCGCUGAUCGAGGCGGCCGGCGCGACCUUCUUCCCCGUCGACGGGUCGCUGACGCCCGAGCACGGCCCGCUGCUGCCGCGCUGGGCGGCCGCGCGCGCGCGCAUCCCCGAGGGCUGGCCGCGCAUGGCGCACGACUUCGCCACCUUCUUCGUCGGCCAGAUCGAGGGCCAGGUGCGCAGCACGCAGGCCGCGCUGGAGGCUGUGCGCCGGCAGGCGCGGCCUGCUGGCAGGGAGGUGCUGGUUGUCUGCGAGACUAUGUGGUUUGGGUAUUUGCCGUGGAAGUGGGGGAAGAAGGACAGGCCGGAGGGGUGGGCGGAAGGGGAAAGCAUGCCCAGGAGUCUGGGCGUGAACGUGACGCCGCUGAUGCUGGAUGGGGUAGGGAUGCCGCCGUUUCCGCUCGGGCUGACGCCCGUGGGUGACGGGGGUGGUGGGGGGCCGCUGGCGGCGGCGGCGGUCAGGGAGCGGGACGCGCUGCUGAGGGAAUGGCUGUACAAGUACGUCGCGAAGGAGGCGUACGAUGCGUUCAGGGAGAAGAUGAAGGCGUGCGGCGGGACCGAGGUGCCGGACGAGUGGAUGGUCAACCUGAGCGUGACGGCGCACGACACCACACUGCAGCUGUGCCAUCCGCUGCUGGAGUACCCGCGCGCGGACCUGCCGGAGCACGUCAAGUUUGCGGGCUGCCUGCCGCCCAGCAAGACGGUGCCGCCGGGGUUCGUGUUUCCGGCCUGGUGGGAGCGGGACGUGGUGGGCAAUGCGCGGCUGGCCGCGGACGAUCCGGCCAGGCGCAGCGUCGUGGUCGUCUCGCAGGGCACGCUGGUGAGGGACUACAGCAUGCUGCUGGCGCCGACGAUCAGGGCGCUGGCUGGCAGGAAGGACGUGCUGCUCAUCGCGCUGCUGGGGAGGCAGGGCGCUGAGGUCCCGCCGGGGAUUCUGCCGUCGCCCGAGGAGAGCGUCGAUGUCGGAAACGUCCGCAUCGCCGACUUCAUCCCGUACGACUCGGUGCUUACAUACGCCGAUGUCAUGGUCUUCAAUGCUGGCUACGGCGGGUUUAUGCACUGUGUCGUCAACGGCGUGCCCGUUGUGGCGGCAGGCAUCACCGAGGACAAGGCCGAGGUCUCUGCGCGCGUGGAGUGGACCGGGGUCGGCAUCAACCUCCGCACCGGACGACCGUCCAUUUCCGCUGUGGCCGCUGCUGUUGAUGAGAUCCUGCGAAACGACAAGUACCGGGCCCGGGCCAGGGAACUGGCAGUCGAGGUGGCCAAGGGGAAUCCCCUGGAGGUGGUCGAGAGGGAGCUGCGUGCGCUCACUCAGGGGUAG
Thermothielavioides terrestris NRRL 8126 is the source of this 1479-nucleotide messenger RNA. Its product is annotated as glycosyltransferase family 1 protein. NCBI's taxonomy places the organism in Eukaryota, Fungi, Ascomycota, Sordariomycetes, Sordariales, Chaetomiaceae. The record is from RefSeq and is a predicted model, not a curated record. Gene Ontology annotation, molecular function: UDP-glycosyltransferase activity. The transcript has a single exon. Bases 1 to 1479 code for a protein of 492 amino acids.